CACCUCCCCUUUCUCUUUCACAGUCCGCCCAUCUCCCAUCACGCCCCACCUACCUCCCAUCACUACCCACCCACCACCCAUCGUCGCCACCCACCUGCCUGUCACUCGCGGAGACGGCUGACAUUCGCCUGCCCCCGCUGGCGGAGGGGCAGCGCUUCUGUGAUGCGUACCGCGUGGUGCUGCUGAUUGACAGCCGGGAGAAGGGGGCAGCACAGCUCACCGAGUUUCUCACCAGAGUGGAAAAGCUUCCCGCACAGGUGGUGGCACUCCCUGUGGGCGAUGCCCUCUGGGUUGCUCAACCGCUCACUCCUCCCACCUCAUCCGCCGCAACUCCCUCCUCGUCCUCCUCCUGUAUUCCAUCCCCCAUCCCACCACCCUCCUCUGCUGUCCCCCCAGCCGCCCUCCCUGCCUCUUCCGCUUCCCCUGCUUUGCCCGGUGGCUCGCUGUUCUGCUUGGAGUGGGUGGCGGAGCGCAAGAGGGUGGACGACUUGUGGCAGUCAAUCAAGUCAAAGCGGUUCAAGGACCAGAAGCUGAGGAUCAAGCACUGUGGUCUUCGCCGCCCAAUCUACGUGGUGGAGGGCAAUCUGGACGCCAGCAAUGGCGCGGAGAGCCUGCGCACGGC
Molecule: messenger RNA, 622 nt
Organism: Closterium sp. Yama58-4
Lineage: Eukaryota; Viridiplantae; Streptophyta; Zygnematophyceae; Desmidiales; Closteriaceae
Source: the annotation of a GenBank genome assembly